AGUAUUGCGGCAGUUUGGUUUUCGUCAAGGGAUUCCUCAACCAUGUGAUAAUGAGUCAAUCUUACACAAAUGUGAUUUGAGAGGUAGACAUGAUGUUGAUUGGACUACUCGACAUGGAGACUACAUUCGACGUUGGAGCUCUAGGCGUGAGCAUAUUGCUAGAGGCGAGAUGGCUAUAGGUUCAUUAGGGUAUCAUGAUCCAUACAUGGUGUGGUAUCGCUCCAUUACUAUUCGGUUUCUUACUCGGACUGGGUCCUUCCACGAGCUAUUGACUACCAGCAUACACCAGAUAUAUGAUAUUGCACCUCCAGAUGAUUUCCGCAUUCGCAGGCUAUGUACUACUGUAUUAGAGGCCAUACAUGAGAUGGAUCGCUUAGAUGCUCCAUUUAGUGUUGAUGCUACUACACAACUCUAGCCUCCAUCAGGAGAUGUACGACCUACACGACGAGGGCCUCGUACGAGGGAGAUUAGGCAUACACCAACUGUUGCCCGAGUGUGACCAUCGACUGACAUUAGUCCACCACCUCAUCAGCAGCCUACAUCAUCCAUUACUCGAUCAGGAGGUGUACGGACUAGAGAGGGAGGGCCUCAUACGAGGAGUAGUCCACCACUUUACCAGCAGCCGAUAUCACCCAUUACUCGAUCAGGAGGUGUACGAACUAGGGGAGGAGGGCCUCAUACGAGGAGUAGUCCACCACCUCAUCAGUAGCCGAUAUCACCCAUUACUCGAUCAGGAGGUGUACGGACUAGAGGCCGAGGGGCUCAUACGAGAGGGACUAGGCAUACGUUUGUUCUUAGAGAUGCACCAUCGACUGACAUUAGCUUGCCACCUGUUCAGGAGACUCCUAUUACACCUAUGGAGGUGCCAUCCACUCCACCUGUAGUACCACUUGUUGCAUCAUCACCACCAUCGAUAGAGGCUACAUUGGUUCAUGAGGAGUUAGUUCAUAUAGCAAAUGAUGAUCAACAAGGACAAAAGACUAAUCGUGGUCGAGGACAUGGUCGAGGACGUGGUAGGAGACGUGGUCGUGGAGCUCAUGGAGGGUUACAUGUUAGCCCUAUAGAGCCAUUA
This is a messenger RNA of Vitis vinifera (wine grape), 1072 nucleotides long. RefSeq lists its product as uncharacterized. The record is from RefSeq and is a predicted model, not a curated record. The coding region runs from base 170 to 415 and encodes 81 amino acids. Lineage: Eukaryota; Viridiplantae; Streptophyta; Magnoliopsida; Vitales; Vitaceae. The transcript has 2 exons.